UGCGAUUGGCGCUGGAGAUAAACUAGACGUUUCCUAUGGAACAUAGUGUCUUUAAGGAUGCAAAGUUUUUCAUCAUCUCCUGUAAUGACAAAGAGGUAGUCAAUCUUCUUAAGUCUUUGGGUGCUGUGAGCCAUCCAUUCCUAUCAGAAAGUGUACGUUUUGCUAUCAGCGAUGAUCCAUCUCUUGCGGAAGUUGGAGAAGCGGAGGAAUUGUAUGCUGUUCCAGUUGUUACGAGUCGUUGGGUUAAACUCUCUGCUGAAGCACAAAAGUUUUUGCCAUUUCGUCCUUUUCAUCCGGACUUUAAACAUAUAUUCACAGGGACAGUAAUUGCAUGCAGUGGGUUGAGUGUAGCCGAUCAACUUUCAAUAUGGGCAUAUGUCACUAUACAUGGAGGCCAAAUGUGUCAUUACUUGGAUAAGUCUGUUACUCAUGUGGUUGUCGCCAAGGCUGCGGGAAAUUUCUAUGAAUAUUGUACUAAUAAAUUGGCAAACAACAAUGCUGCUUUAGAUGAAAAUAAUUCUAAACCAUUUAUAGUUACACCUGAUUGGAUUAUUGAUUGUUUAACACAAGAAACAUUAUUACCAUGUACAUCAUAUCAUCCUGAUUUGUUAAUUCGUACAACACCAUUACCAUCUCCGUCUAAACAAACCUGUUUAAAGAAGCCGCAACAAUCACAGUCCCAACAAUUGAAUGAGUCCAAAGAGCUGAAUUUACAUAAUAAUAAUAAUAAUAAUAAUAAUAAUAAUAAUAAUAAUAAUAAUAAUAAUAAUUCUAUAGAUGAAUCCAUAAAACAAGAAACUAAUUUAAUUAUCAGUUCUACAUUGGCUAAUGAUUCAAUAACACAUGAUAAUAAUAAUAAUAAUAAUAAUAAUAUUGUUGAAGUAAUUGGUACUACUGUUCUCACUUCUAAUGCAAAUAUCUCUGUCACUACAAAUAAUAGUAAUAUAAUAAAUUGUACAAAUAACUCACAACUAAAUCCAUCAUCGCUACAGCAGCAGCAGCAGCAGCAACAGCAUUCACAAAUUCAUACAAGUAAACAAUACUUAGUACAAACUAAUCAACUUAUGCAUCAUACAUUACAGUCUACACAUCAAUUAUCGACAGCAUUAUCAGGUGGAACAAAUGUACAAGCAGCAACUGGUAUAAGUGUUCAACAAAUUAAUAUGCGAAAUAUUGACCAAAAGUCAGCAUAUGUUGGUAGCUCAUCACCUGUACCUCAGAAUAAACCUAGUCGUGGUGGAAAUCCACGUGGUGGUGGCGGCAGCGGUUCAGGUCGUGGUUCGUCUAAAAAGGCUUCUCAAGAUCAGUUUCGAAGUGGUAGUCAGCAACAACAACAACAACAACGUUUUCCGCUGUCACCAUCUGCACCAAAUCGUUAUCCAGUUGCUCCAAAUGUGGGGCCUGUUAGUGGAGGUGGUGGUGCUGGUCCUCAACGAUUCCCAAUGAAUCGUCCACAGGGUGGUGUUCCACAACGUUACCCAUCCUCCACUUUACCAAUUUACACUGAUCCUGCAGUUCAACAAGGACUAAUGCAACAACCUGGAGGAUCUGAUGCUCAUGGAAAUCCUAUUUCACUAGGACUUAAUUAUUCCGCUUCCAAUGUAUCAACAAAUCAUUCUAAUAUAAUUUUGACUAAUAGUUUAUUACCGGCUACAACUUCUACAACAACAUUCAGUGGACAUUCAGUAAUUGGUAGUAAUACUAUCACAUUGACAACAUCAUUAACACCAACUACUGGUAAUAAUGCUAUAAAUAGUAUGACUGGAAGUAGUGGAGGAGUUGGCAAUAGCGGAAGUGUUGGUAAUAGUAAUAAUACUACUAUUACUGCUACUACUAGUACUGCUACUAGUACUACAACUACUACUACUACGACUGGACAUCAUGGAAAGACAAGUAAAUCAAAAUCUAGUAAACAUAUGCAAGAACAAAAUUUGAAUGAAGAAGAAAAAGAUGCUAUUGUUAUGCAAAAUGUGAAAAAUAUCCUUAGUUUACAGCAUACAUGGAAUCGAGAAUCAUCUCAUGGUCGAGGUUCUUCAUCAGCCUCUGAAACUCAUUCAUCUAAUAGUAAUGCAGGACACAAUCAAAAUGGGGCAAAUUCAUUUUCUGGAUCUCAAGGGGGAAGUUCAUCUAAUUUAAGCAAUCUUAUCAACUCUGGGUAUGGUAGUUCAUCCAAUUUAACUUCACAACUUUCUGGUAGUCAUCGAAAACCGAAAUCACCUAAAUCACCUUGUCGUGCUGUUGGAAGUAAUCUUGGUCAUAAGGUUUCACCGAAAUCUCCAAAAAAUGCUAAAGUUACUGGGAUUACUAAAACGUUAACAUCACCUCAUCAACAGCAUUUUCAACAACAACAACAACAACAACAGCAACCACAACAACAGCAGCAGCAACAACAUCAACAACAACCGUCUAUUGUGAUGGCUGGUUGCACUGGUUCUGCACUCCCUUCAGUUCUACUCACUGGUAGUUUACAACAAAUGCAAUAUAGACCAGUUAGUAAUAAUAAUAAUUCACUUCAAGGAACACCAACUCAACUUCAACGAUCUACAAGUAUGCAGCAUUAUUUAACUACAGCUACACUUGCAUCACAUCAAUCACAGUCAGUACAAGGUGGAACAUCAGCUUAUAUUGUACAAAGACAUCCAUGUGGUCAACUUGUAGCUAGUGUAUCACAACAAUCGACACAUGGACAAUUGCAUACACAGUCAUUUCCUGUUCAAAAUCCUUAUCAGCGUACUGGUAGUAUAUUGACUGCUGUUAAUAACUCAGCUUUAAGUCAACAGCAGCAACAACAACAACAACCACAACAUCAGGUAAAUGUUCAACAUUUUCAACAUACUACACCGGUUCAACAGCCAACUUUAUUGGUUCGUACUACUCGUCAACCAUAUCAGCAAAAUGAUAGCAUGGAAUCACAAUCGGAUAUGACUAUUAUUAGUUCAGAUGGUUGUGGAGAUAUUUUACUCACCAGUAAUAAUGUUAAUCCACAACAUCCACUAUCUUCUAGUCAUCAUCAAGUAUCACCAAGCAAUACUAUUCAAUCAUCAAAUCAUUUAUUUCAGUCAAAUAAUCAAACUGGAGGACAUAAUUCAACAACUAUUGAACAAACACCUCAUAAUAAACCAAAUGUUAACUCACAGUCAUCGUCAUCAUCAUCACCAUCAAUCACUCAACAAUUAUUACUUCAAUCUACUAAUGGAAGUAGUGUAGGUAUUGGUAAUGCUGCUGCUGGUCAACUUAUACAAAUCAAGUCAACACCGUAUACUUCAUCGGUACAACAAGCUUUAUUAUCGGAUGGCAACCAACAUCACAAUCAUCAUCAUCACCAGCAUCACCAGCACCACCAUAAUCAACAACAACCACAACAACAACAACAACAGCAGCAACAACAACAUCAUCUAGCUACUGUAACACCUAGUACUGUGAAUAAUAAUGCACAGUCAACAGCUACUAUAAUUACUGAUAAUCGUACACUUCAUCAUAAUCAUCUACAACAGCAAGUUAUUCAACCAAAUUGUAGUUUGGCAACUUCUUCAUCAUCAUCACAACAACCACACCAUCAACAACAAGCAGUACAACUUCAUUUUGCAUUACAAUCACCACCACCUAACAGUGUUAGUACUAAUAAUACACUGGGAACUAGUGGUAAUGUCACUACUAAUGGUAAUCAAGUCAAAUCACCAUCUACAUUGAACCUUUUGCCUCAACAGCAUUCAGCUGUCGCAAAUGUUGGUGGUGCUAGUGGUAAAAUCACACAAUUACAACAACAAAUUCAAACACAUUCUUCUCAAUCACCUACUACACGUCAUCCUAUCAAUAAUCAAUUGAAUCGGCAGUAUGUACAACAGCAGCAGCAGCAACAACAACAACAACAACAAUAUUCUGCUGUGUUGACGCCACAUCCUACACACUAUCAGCAACAACAACAACAACAGCAGAAAGUUCAACUUUCCCCUGCUGCUGCUCCUGUUGGUGUUGGCGGCGGUAGUGUUCCAUCACAGUAUCAGACCAUUCAUAGUUGUUAUACGCCGCAACAGCAGCAGCAGCAACAACAACAACAUCCACAACAGAUUAUAUUUCAAUCACCUACUGGACAGCAAAUUAUUGCGGCACCACAUCAAUCAAUGCCAAAUACAUUUGGAAGAAGUUUCACCAAUUCAACUCCAAGUGGAGGAAUGCUUCUUCGUUCUGUUUUACCAUGUUCUAGCAAUACUAACACGCUUGGGAAUGGUUUUCAUCAAAAUCAGUCUUCUUUAGUUACAUUGACAACUAAUCAACGCACUGUAUCACAAAUGACUAAUCGAGCUCCGACUAAUAAAGUUCUGUUUCAAACUAGUCCAACAGCUCAGGCGAAUACUGGUAAUAAUAAUGUCGCUGUGCAUCCUACACAACAACAGGGAACACUUCAACAUCAACACCACCACCAUCAACAACAACAACAACAACAACAACCCGUUCACGCGCCCCCUCAACAAAUUCUUUCAGGUGGGAUUAUUUCAGGUCAACAGUUAAAAACUAAUCAUCAAGUAGUACAUCAUAAUCAGUCUGUUGGUCGAGCAAAUGCUCAAAUGAUUAUGGGUGAUUCGUCGUCUGUCAGUGUGAUCACUGCCCAAAAUCAUCAUCAUCAUCCUCAUUCUCAUCCUCAUCAAACUGGCACAGUUCAUUCACCAUAUCAUCAUGUAGUAGGACAAAAUUUAGUUCAUACUAAUAAUGUUGAUCAUUCGUUAAGUCCACGUCCUACACAUCAUUCUCAAGUUGCACAAAUACAAUCACACAAUCAUCCUUCAUCUACUGUUAAUGUUGGCAACGGUCAACCACCACCAAGACAUACAUCUCAGAUACCUGUUACUACAAUUGUGCAAUCUGUAAAUCGACAAAUUUCUUGUAAUUCAACACCAUCAAAUGUUUCACAUACAACACCUACAGCUUUAACACCUGUAAUAUCAUUAACUCCAACUUAUUAUGGUCAUGAUGGUAAUCCUUUACCAUCUAAACCAGAAGAAUGUUUAAUUGGUUGUGUUCUAUUAAUUUUGGGUUAUCGAAAUGUACCUGAAUCACAAAAAGUUGUUUGGCGACGUGUAAUGCGUUCACAUGGUGCAGAAGUAGUAAUGGCUUAUGAUCCUAUUAAGGUUACACAUGUGGUUAUUGAUUGUCAACUAGAAGAACCUGAUGUCAUUAAACAAGCUUUAUUAGAUCAAAAACGUUUAGUUACAAUUUAUUGGGUGAAUGAUAUACUUGCCAAAGGUAGAAUGAUUGCACCAUUUGAAAUUUUACACUUACCAUCACCAUUUUCCAAAGAUAUCACUUUUUCAUUUAUUCGUACACAGAUCAUAUCACUAACUGGUUUCGAAGGUAAAGAUCGUCAAAAGAUUGAAAUGAUUAUACGUCAAAUCGGUGCUACUUUUACAGAUUAUCUUGAACCAUCCAAUACAUUGUUAGUUUGUAAACAACCAUCAGGUAAAAAAUAUGAAAUGGCUCAAUUAUGGGAUAUACCAUGUAUCAAUGUACGUUGGUUACAAGAUCUUUAUUUUGGUGAUUUAGCAACAUUAUCCUUACCAAUACUUCAUAAAUAUUUAUGCUUUGAAACAUCGGAUGUAACAAUUUCACUGGAACGAUGUACUCCACGUGUACAAGAUUUAAUGGUUGGAUGGCAGAAUCCAAUUCGAUUAACACAAGAAAUAUGGAUACGUUCUACCAAAUUAUCUCAUGAUUUUGCUAAUGAAGAACGUGAACGUAAACGUAAACUUGAAUUAGAUAGUAACACUAAUAAUGGUAAUAAUCAUUUGAAAAUUAAAAAAUCCAAAUGUUUAUUAACUUCAUUAACUGAUGAAGAUAUAAAAAUUGCAAUGUCAUGUCGACCAAGAUAUGAAAUUCUUUUGUUAGAAGCUGAACAAAAACGUGAAUUACAAGCAACUAUGAAAGCAUUGGCUGCAUCAGCUGCAGCUGCAGCAGCAGCCAAUGGUGAUCCUCAGAAUACUCCGGAAGCUGAGAUAAAUCUUCAAAUUUCAGCUGCUGCCGCUGUUGUUAUUGCAUCAACAACUAUCAGUGUUUCACCGGUAACUACAAUUACUACAACCACUACUACUACUACGAGUACUACUGCUACUAUUACUGACAAUAGUAAUAAUAAUAAUAGUGAUAUUACUGACAACAUUAAUAAUAAUAAUAAUUCAGCUUCAAAUAUAUCAGUUAAUACAGUCGAAAAUGAUAGCGAUACUGUUGACACAGUGUCUAAUGCUAAUCUAACAGUAAUUCAUCCUGUCACUACUAUUCAUAAUGUGAUCGCUGUUAACGAUCAAUUAAAUCCCCAAUUGUCAUAUCCUGUUGAUUUCACUGAAAUGUCCAAUUCACAACAAACUGAUGAUGUUUGUAAAGAAAAGAAUUCCAUCAUAAUAAAAAUGGAAUGUGACAGUCAUGUGUCUUCGAUUGCAGAUGAAUCCAACAAUACUAGUAAUAAUAAUAUUGAUAGUAAUAAUAAUGACGAUAAUGACAAUGGUGUUACAAAUUCUGUCGAACAACAACAACAAACAGUCAAAGAGUCCGAUCAUUCAAAGUAUGAAGAAUGCAAGAAAAUUGAAGAGGAAUUCAAACUAUCACCAUCAAUUAUUGCCUUACCUGAUCAAGCGGAUUCUGAUUAUUCUCAACCAUUGGAGGAAGAUAAAUCAUUAGAAUUGGAUUCCUCUAAGGCAGAGAAUAUUGUCUGUUGCAAUAAAUCUCCAAUAGCUAUUUUUGAAAAUGUUCCAAAUGAUGAAAUUACUCCUUCAUCGUCUAAUCACGUUAAUGUUUCUGGUGAUGUGUCUACUACUAAGGAUGAUAAUGUUGAUAGUAAUGAUGUCAUUGCUGUCAAUGACAUGAAUGAUGAUAAUGAUGAUGACAGUCAGAAUGUCGAUAGCAUGAAAUCUGAUCACAAUGUUGUUGCCUGUGAAAUAGAAACAAAUGAAAACUUGUCGCAAAUGACAUUUGAAUCAGAUGAUAUUGGUGCUCGUCAAGAAAUUGAUAAUAUUGAGAAAGUAGUAGUCGGCAAUAACGAGUCAAAUAAGAAUGAACUCGAUCAAUGUCAUGAUGAUACUGUCAACAUUCCUGAUAACAUUCAACAAGUAGAUGAUACUUCUAACACUUGUUUAUUCAAUAAAACUGAUGUAAAUGAAAUGAAUGAUGAUACUAUGAAUUCACCUCAACCAGAAAAUAAUUCAGUAAUAAUCAUUCAACAACAAGAUACAGAUAUUGUAAUGAUUGAUAAUUCAACCAAAGUUUCUCUAGAUAAUAAUAUUACUACUGAUUCAAUAAUUAUAAAAGAUGUCCAUGAUAGUAUUGAUCAAUUGAAUACUACAAAUAACUCGACAGAACUUUUAACAAUUAAAACAAAUACCACAUCUAUCAGUAGUACUAAUAUUUGUUCAACUGUUCAAUCUAAUCAAUCAUGUGACGAUGAUGAUAUAGUUCGUAAACGUUUAGCCACUAGUCCUAUAGAGGAUAUAAUGAUGAUGGAUAGUAAACGACGUGCAAUUGAAACAGACUCCAAUUCAACAAUAAUUAACAUUGUGACCACUUACUGCCCCGUCAUUUCUUCCACUUUACCGCAUACAUCUCCCACUACUGCCAUCACUUCUUUUUCUGCUUGUCAAAAUGAAAUGAAAGUAACUGAAAACACAUCGGAUUCCGUGUUCAAUGAUCAUGUGAAACUUGAUACUGACAAUUCAGUAGUUAUAUUACCUGUUGUAAAUAAAAUCGAUGACAAAUUGGAUGGUUUAGAAGAAGAUACCUCAGAAUCAUGUAGCCAUAUGGAUGAUGAUACUACAGAUAAUCUAGUUGUAGAAGAUAUUGUACAAACUACAGAUGAUCAUCAUCAUAAUAAUAAAAAUAAUCUGAUUCAUACUGUUUGUAAUGCUGAUACAAAUUCAACAAAUAAUCAAUCACUUCAUUAUCAUGAUGAUACCACUGUAUUACCACCACCCUCUCCGCCACCACCGCCGCCUCCACCACCACCACCUGUUUGUACAGAUAUCAAGAUUACAUUCACUGCAAUUGAUUUAGAAUCACGAUUAAGUUUAACAGAAUUAUGUUUACAAUUACCAGAUUGUAAAAUUGUUGACUCAGCUGAAGAAGCUACUCAUUUAAUAGCUAAUCGAUUAAUUCGUACACCGAAAACAUACAUGGCAGUUGCUUUAGGCUGUUAUGUUGUAACACCGAAAUGGAUACAAGCUUCUGUUAUGUGUGGUUAUUGGUUAGAUGAAACACCUUGGAUAUUAUCUGAUCCAGAUUCUGAAGCUCAAUUGGGCAUUGAUUUGAAAAAAUCAAUUAGUAUAGCACGUAAACGUCAAAUGAUUGGACCAGAAGCUGGUCUAUUUGCUGGUUUAGAAUUUUGGUUUUCACCAGGUGCAUGUCAUCGUGAAAUGUGUAUUGCAUUAAUUAAAGCUGGUCAUGGCAUAAUACGUCAAAGGCGGCCAACACAAAAAAUGGCGUUAUUAGCACAACCGAAACAAUUGAUUAUAUGUCAUGAAGAUGAUAGUCAUGUGGCUAAUUAUUUAAUGCGUACGAAAACAGGCAACAAAGCUGUUCAUCAUGAAGAGUUUAUUCUCAGUGGAACUUUACGUCAAGAACUUGAUUUCGAUGCUUAUCAAAUUCAAUAUGUAAACACGUUACGUAAUAGUUUGAAAGCUGCUGUGGCUGCUGCAGCAGCUGCUGCAUCACCUAAUAAUCAUAAUAAUAAAAAUGGUAAUAACAACAAUGGUACUGCAUCAAUUACAAUUCUCCCACCACCUACAUCAUUAAGAUUUGAUAGUAAUAGUAAUAAUAGUAGUAUUAGCAAUAUUACUAUCAUGGAUCCUCAGAAUGUUUUAUUAUCACCAUCAUCAUCGUCAUCAUCAUCAUCAUUAUUCAGUGGACGAGUUCCUCGUAGUCAAACUGAUUUAUUAACAACGAAUCAACAGGUUCAUUUAACUUCAUCAUCGAUUAUUCAAAAUACUUCAAGUCAACAAUUUUCUUAUCCAUCAUCAUCAUCAACAACAACUACUUUUCAUCAAAUACUUGUCAAUUCAUCGUCUAUGUCUACUGAUGUUAAAUCCAUCCCAUCAACUAUUACUACUUCUAGUAAUACAGAUAAUACACAUAUUCCAACUCAUUCGUACAUUACAUUAUCAUCAUAUAAACCUUUAUCAAAUGUUCAAUCACCUUUAACUAAUCAUCUUCAACUUACAUGUUCCUCUGAUAUAUCAUGUCAAUCAAUAAUUAAUAAUACAACUUGUCGUUUAAUAUCAAAAAUCACUAAAGCUGAUACUAAUCUUAGUUAUCUUUUAUCACGUUCCAAUACAUUAGAUCAAAUUCCAGUGACAAAUAAUUUAACAUGUAAUCUUGACGGUAAUCUACCCAGCACAUUGUCUUCAUCAUCAUCAUCAUCAGGUCAUAUGUUAUUAUCAUCAACUAUUUCACCAUCAAUAUCAUCUCAUCAACAAGAUCUUAGUAAUGUUCCAUUGGAUAAAACAAUUAAUGUAACCAAUAAGUCAAUAUCUGAUUUAAUCAUAUCAGUUUGUAAUGUGAAUACAUGUUCAACAAUGGAUUCAUUGAAUACUCCUACUAUUAUGCUACCACCAAAACCAUCAGUUAAUGCAUACUUUGCUAGUCUUGACAAUAAACGACUUAUUAUUGGAAAUAGUCGACCUACAAAUAGUACUAGUAAUAAUAAUAGUUUAUUGUUAACUUGUCCUAGUGUAACAGUUUCUGAUACAUUUUUAUCUAAUCAAGAAACAAGACAAAAUGUUGUCCAAUGUUCAGUCACACCAUUGACAGCAAUGAUUGUAGCAGCAGAACCAGCAGUUGGUGAUUUAAUGAAUCCAUUAUCAUUAUGUGAUACAGAUAAUAUUUCAGUAUGCUCUGUUCAAUCAACAUUUAUGUUAUCGAAACCAAGAGGUUUUCUUAGUCAACUAUCAAAUAUAACUAGUACUGUUACUGGUACUUGUAAUAAUAAUAAUAGUAAUAGUAGUAAUAAUAAUGGUAAUAAUAAUAAUAGUAAUAGUUCCACAGUUAGUUUAAAUGCACGAAUAGCAGCUGCUGAUGCAAAUGCUGUGGCCAGUGCAACCGCAGCUGCAGUAAGUGCAUUGAACAGUAGUAAUCAUAAUACUGGUAUUAUUGUUGGCAAUACUAACAGCGCUAGCAGUAAUCCUGAGAUAAUCAAUAAAACUGGUUUAGGGCUAACCGUUUCAUCAACACCUGUUAUCAUUGUUGGCGUUGGUAUUGAUGGUAGCCUUGGUAUACCUAUUAGAUCAGCAUCAUCAUCAUCAUCGCGAACUAAUAUAUUGACUGUAGAUAAUAAAUUUCCUGCAUCGGAAUUAAUUGAUUCAUCUAGAAAUUUGUUAUCCAAUAUUCAACAUCAACAACAACAACCGUUAUCCUCUCCCUCUAUCAGUUUUACCACAUCAGCAGCACCAACAAACUUAUCAUUAACAAUUGAUUCAUUCGACAUUGUGAAAAAUCAGAGUCAUGUGGACAAUAUUACGGUUAGUAUUGAUAAUGCUGGCAACAAUACUACUACUAAUAGUAAUAGUAAUAAUAAUAAUGCAGAUUCAUUACUUAGUUGUCAAUCAUCUUCUUCUAUGCUACAACAACACCAACAACAGCCUUCGCAUAAGUUAACAUCUUCGUCAAUUCUAAUCAAUUCAACAAAUAACGAUGGCGGUGAUGAUGACGAUGAUGUUGGUGAUGCAGCAGUAGUUAGUCUUCCAUAUUCUUUUUCAUCAUUAUCUGAUUCUGCAUUGAUUAUUCAUAGUACAACAGCAACCUCGACGACAACAACCACAACAACAACUCAUAAUGUUGUCGUUGCAACUACUACAUCGAAUUAUUUAAUUGUCCAAUCAUCAUCGUCAUCAUCAUCAAUGACAGCACCGUUAUCAUUGUCAUCAUCCGUACCUGUAUUGUACACAUCUAAUUUAAUGCAUUGUUUAGAUAAAGAACAUUCGUCUAAAUUUUCUAUUGUACAUGAUUCCACUUAUCAAACUGAUAGUAAUAAUAAUAAUAAUAAUAAUAGUAAUGCGUAUUCUGAAAUGCCGAAUCCACAUAUCGAAAGUAAUAUUGAUAAUUCAGUCGUGAUAAAUGGUAGUACAGUUGCCGAUACUACUACUACUGCUACUGCUACUGCUACUAUUACUACUACUAGUACUAUUUGUAACAAUUCUACUGACAAUGAUACAAUUAAGAAUACAGCUCCUUUAACAGAAUUAUAUUUUCCUAAUAAUAUGAAUGAAACUAAUAAUUAUUCUAAUAAUGACAAUAUUGUAUGCAUAGUACAAUCAACCACUCCCGAUGUACAAACAUCUUCGAAUUCUACAUUAUCUUUUUGUUCAGCAACAUGUUCUGUGUCACCCGUAACAACAUCAGGAUAAUUUAGAUUAAUUGACUUAAUGUCAUAUCAAGUUUUGAUUGUCUUCUCCUGAUGGUCCUAGUUGUGUUUUUAAGAUGUCUUAAUGGCUUCUUCUUCUUCUUCUUCGUCUUAGAGUGAGUGCUUUGCUCAUUACACUUCAUCACAAUUAUGUACAUCAUGCUGUUCCUACUAUUUGUUAUUAUUAUUAUUAUUAUU
This is a messenger RNA of Schistosoma turkestanicum, 11569 nucleotides long. NCBI's taxonomy places the organism in Eukaryota, Metazoa, Platyhelminthes, Trematoda, Strigeidida, Schistosomatidae. The record is from the annotation of a GenBank genome assembly.